Lolium perenne is the source of this 519-nucleotide messenger RNA. RefSeq names its product mitochondrial metalloendopeptidase OMA1-like. The record is from RefSeq and is a predicted model, not a curated record. Gene Ontology annotation, molecular function: metalloendopeptidase activity. Gene Ontology annotation, cellular component: membrane. Lineage: Eukaryota; Viridiplantae; Streptophyta; Magnoliopsida; Poales; Poaceae.
AUGUUCCGCAAGUACCAUGUCGGGACGGUGCCCUUCACUAACCGCGCACACCUGGUGACCCGCUCCCAACAAGCCGUUCGUCUCGACGCCGAGCUCUACUUCAUCGAUUUCAAGAACAAGCACGCCACCGUGAUCCUGCCGAAAGACCAUGAAAUAAGCGUCCGCGUCAAUCGCAUCCUCUCCAGGAUCGUCGACGCCAUCUGCCCUCGCCUGGCCAGCAUGACCCAGGAGCCUCUAGAUUGGGCGGCUAGGCUCGACUGGGAAGCGGUCGUUCUCCGAGACGACGGCAUCGGGGCGUGGUGUUGGGCCGAUGCCGGAAAGAUCCUAGUCCACACAGGAACGCUCGACCAUUUCACCGCCGACGAGGAGAUCGCGGUUAUUCUUGCGCAUGAGGUGGGGCAUGUUAUUGCAAGGCACUCAUCUGACAUAAUAGAAAGGUUGGCGAUUCGGAAGUGGUUUCCAACGUUCCUUUUGUUGCCACUCUACCGAAGGUUCGUCUUCUCAUCUCAUGGCUACUAA